Molecule: messenger RNA, 999 nt
Organism: Zingiber officinale
Lineage: Eukaryota; Viridiplantae; Streptophyta; Magnoliopsida; Zingiberales; Zingiberaceae
Product: zinc finger MYM-type protein 1-like
Exons: 3
Coding region: 1-999 (332 amino acids)
Source: RefSeq, a predicted model, not a curated record
AUGAAUUGUGAAGCUUUGAUGAAUCAAGAUGAGCACAUCCAAUCAAUUUUGCACAAACAAUCAAAGCAAAUGCGAAGUGAUUAUCAUAUUCGUCUCACUGCUUCGAUUGAUUGUAUUAGAGUUCUGUUGCGACAAGGGAAUUCAUUUCGGGGUCAUGAUGAGACUGAAGGUUCUCUUAAUCCGGGUAACUUUCUUAUUCAAUUGGAGUUUUUAGGUGCUCAUAACAAAGAGAUUAAUGAUGUGAUAUCGAAAAAUGCUCCUAAAAAUUGCAAGUUAACAUCACCGGAUAUUCAGAAGGAUAUAGUAAGGGCUUGUGCAACUGAAAUAAUUAAUGUUAUUAUCAAAGAUAUUGGUAAUUCAUUAUUCUCUAUUUUAGUUGAUGAAUCUCGUGAUGUGUCAAUGAAGGAGCAAAUGUCAGUUGUUUUGUACUAUGUUGAUAGUAGUGGGCAUAUAAAUGAGCUUUUGAUUGGAAUUGAACAUGUUACUAGUACUACAACACUCUCACUUAAAGCUGCUAUUGAUAAGAUGUUCGCUAAAUAUAAUUUGAGCAUAUCUAAUCUUCAACUAGCUCUUAUAGCUGUGGCCAAGAAAAAUCUUCCAAUUUCUAAUUUCUUUCGUAUUGUUGGUGAUGUGGUAAAUGUUGUUGGAUCAUCCUGUAAACGUUCUGAUCUUCUUAAGGAGAAACAUUCAGAUUUUAUUGUUGAGGCACUAGAGAGGGGUAAAAUUUCAAGUGGUCGAGGGCUUAAUCAAGAAACUACCCUUCAACGUGCUGGGGAUACACGUUGGGGGUCACAUUACAAUUCUUUGAACAGUUUGAUUUCUAUGUUCGCUGCUGUCAGUGAUGUGCUUGAAAUGAUUUCAGAAGAUGAUUCCAGUUCUCCUGAUCAAAAAACUGAGCUAUAUUUCUGUACAGAUUUCAUCAAUGUGGAUGAUAUUGGCUUGAUGCUUGAAAAUUAUGAACAACUUUUGAGUGUAUCUUAUAAUCAAGAAUCUUUCUGA